UUUACAGAAAUUCAUAGAAAUCAUUUUCAAAGGAACAUGUCCAUUCCUAAUUGACUGAUUUGUCUUAACUUUUAUUUGUGUAAUUAUUAUUUUUGUAAGCCAUGAAUUCGUCUCAAAGCCAAUCGCAAAUGUCCGCAGAGGGCUCGGCUCAAGAUGUUCGAAUCCUGUGCUUGCAAAAUCUGAUCGAGAAGAAUAUUGAGAUAGAGCAACAAAUUGAAAACAAGACUUUUGAUCAAUCCAUUGCGGCAAUCGAGGAAAUCAUUCGGACAGCGAACGAUAUUAACAAGGGACACGAGGACCGCCGUACAAACUCGACUGAGCUUGUUCUCGACACGGAGUUAUUGCGACGCAAUCACGAAGUUGUGGGCAAAGCUAUACAGUACAACACUAAUUUUACGGACAGAAUGGUGAUCACGGCGAUCAAUGAACUGGUUUUCAAAGAACACGAAGAGGAUUGGGACGCGGUCUGCGCUCUGGCCAUUCAAUUCGGGAGACCGCUCUUCACGAACGAUAGUAUGCUUCCCUUCAUCGAUGUUGCUCCAAAGGAGGUGGUUCCCAAGCAGCGGGCUCAACGCAAACAGAAAUCUCAAGUGGAGGAAAAGCGUCCACAGAAAAGUGAUAAAUUGGACCGCAAGGACGAAGGAGCAGCCUCCGUUAGCCAUAUGCUAAAACAAAUCAGGCAAAUAUAUCGAGAGGGAGGUCAUCAGCCGAUUCCGUAUUUCAAAUUGAUUUGCAAUCCAAAUAACUUUAUGGACACCGUUCAGAAUGCCUUGCAACUUUCGUUUCUUGUCAAAGAGAACUAUAUUUCCAUUGAAAAUGGCGAUGAUGGUUUGCCUUUGGUCCACGUUGUGAGUUCAAAAAGUGCGGAGGGAAACCAGUCCGCUCAAGCUAUUUGCUCGAUCGAUGUUGCCUUUUGUGAGAAAAUGGCCAAGCACUACAAUCUACGUGAGCCAAUGUUGAAAAGACUUCAAGUUAAUGACUAACUUUCAUAUAUCAUUUAAUUUCUCAAAAUAGUUUGUAAUGUUAUUAAUAAAACCAAAAGAUUAUCGUUGAAAAA
Molecule: messenger RNA, 1057 nt
Organism: Drosophila takahashii
Lineage: Eukaryota; Metazoa; Arthropoda; Insecta; Diptera; Drosophilidae
Gene: Nse4
Product: Non-SMC element 4
Biological process (GO): DNA repair
Cellular component (GO): nucleus; Smc5-Smc6 complex
Source: RefSeq, a predicted model, not a curated record